Messenger RNA from Patella vulgata (common limpet), 9828 nucleotides. RefSeq lists its product as uncharacterized. Gene Ontology annotation, molecular function: transcription corepressor activity. Gene Ontology annotation, cellular component: transcription regulator complex; histone deacetylase complex. The transcript has 17 exons. Bases 231 to 5504 code for a protein of 1757 amino acids. NCBI's taxonomy places the organism in Eukaryota, Metazoa, Mollusca, Gastropoda, Patellidae. Gene Ontology annotation, biological process: regulation of transcription by RNA polymerase II; negative regulation of DNA-templated transcription. The record is from RefSeq and is a predicted model, not a curated record.
CAGGAUUUGGCAAUCUAUGGCCGUACCUUUUGGCCUAAUUUUGUCAAUUUUAUAUUCUGCAGUAUUUAAUAAAUAGCGUUUUUCAACUUCAUAGUGAAGAACAGCAUCAAGAUGUAAUCUUUUUGGCUUGCCAACACUUGUAUCAGAAACUUGCAUAAUAUUAACACAAUCAGGGUGUGUAUUAUCCUCCAUCUGCUCAAAGUCAAAGGAAUGUGUCAGUUAAGUGGGCUAUGGAAGAAGGGCAGUCAGGGACAGAUGAAUCAGAAGAUUUACCAGGAAGAAAGAAAAUGGAAGGCCUUAGUUUACAAUUUGCUACCCCACAAUCAUCAGAUAUUUCAAAUUCUCCAGCAUUUCUCGACUCAAACAGUGUUUCAAUGCAAUUGCCAUUCGCAUUCACAGGACCUAUACAAUUUAGCCUCGACGACUUGUCAAAUAUGUCUUCUUUAAAAGAAGAAAAAGACAAUUUUAUUAAUAAAUCAAAUUCUCAGUUUUCAAAGAUGAGUGAUAAUAGUUUCGUUGAUAGCAAAGGAGACAUAAAAUCCUAUGAACGUACUGAUUUGAGUAUGUCUGAUUUGAAAGAAAUGUCCCCAUUACAUAUAUUGGCUGUCUCCGCCUUUCAAGAAUUGGGACAGCCAAGUCCAGCAUCUACUACGUCACAAGCUGGACCACAAGUUAUGCGUUAUCAGACUUCUGGCGGGGCAGGUGAUGCCAUGUUAAGUGCUAUAAAUUAUAAUGACAGUGAAAUACUGACUGAAAGUGCCUUUGAUAUGAAUACUGCAAACUCUGCACAGCUUGAUGACGGGAUCAUGGGUAAUCCAUCUCAAAAUAUUCGAUUGCCAGAAGGUCAAGGUUCACAUACAUAUGAUUUAUUUGAUGGCAAUGUUAAUGAGGCUCUAUCUUUAUCGCCUCAACCGUUUGCUGAUUCAGGAUUUGGAGUAGGAGAUAAUGGUAAUUUAAGUGCUACUACUACUGAUAGUGAAGGACAAGGGAGUUCAGGUAUUAGUGAUCAAAGACUAACCAGCGAAUCCCCUACAAAUACUAGCGGUGGUAAAAAGGGAAAAAAUCGUGCUAAAUCUCAAAUUUCACCUUUAAAACAAAAUGUUCAAUGUCCGACCUGUGGUAAGGGAUUUAAUAACUCAAGUGCUUUGGCUAAACAUCGAUUGACACACAGUGAAGAAAGGAAAUAUGUUUGCAACAUUUGCUCAAAAGGAUUCAAAAGACAAGAUCAUUUAAAUGGUCAUUUGAUGACUCAUAGAGAGAAGAAACCAUACGAAUGUCAAGUUGAAAAUUGUGAAAAAAGUUAUUGUGAUGCUCGUUCGUUAAGAAGACAUCUUGAAGCUCAUCAUCAUCAGUCACCAGAAGCUAUAGCUAGUAGUGUUUUAGCGGCCAUGGCAGCAGCUGGUAUCACAAACGCUGCCCAACCCAAUGGAAAACCCAGGGCUGCUGACCAAAGAGCAUUUCAAGAAGCUACCCAGAUUCUGCAAAUGGGUUCCCCAUCAUAUAGUGCUAAUACAACCCCUUCUCCUAGUCCUAGUUAUACCAAUACACAACAGACACAACCUGUUUUCCAAUUUGAACAACAAUCGGCCAGUAAUGUACCAAGUCAAACAGCCCCUAAACCACCAGCUCCCACCACAAGUAAACAGAACUGGCAAGACAGGGCUCAGGUUUAUAACUUUGUCAGUAAUGCUAUGACUCAAUCUUCUACCAACCCACAAGAGGCACCAUCACCAGGUUAUAGUCCUGUUAGUCCUGUCCCUCCUACACUUCCUCAGCCAACUAGUCCUAUUCUUGCCCAACAUCAAAGACAAUUGUGGUUCAAUAAUACAACACCUGCUGAUAUGGCCAAACCAAGUGAGGAAGUUGUGAAGCCUCAAGUAACAUGUAGUAUAUGUCAGAAGAAGUUUAAGAAUAUACCAGCUUUAAAUGGUCAUAUGAGAUUACAUGGUGGUUAUAUGAAAAAGGACAAUAAGGAUAAAGAUGAUCCAAACAAAAAGUCUUCCAUCAAAAAUAAAUCACGUGCAAUGAAACCCCCACCACCAAGACCACGGCCAUCUCCAAACCAGAAUCCAAAUGCACCUCAGAGGACACAAAUAACUAAUGUCCUACCCUCAAUAACUCAAAGUCUUCAGUUGGUUACAACACCACAAAAUACUACUGCUGGUCAAAAUAUGCCAACAUCCCAGGGUGUUCAUCCCACAAGUGUUCAGCAACAACCUAACACCUCUGAACCUAGUACAUUUUUACGCCAGCAGCAUCCAAUACUUCAACAACAACUUCAGCUUCAUUCUAUUUCACAACCGGCAGCUACAGAACAACAACAACAACAACAACAAAACAUGGCGUUCUUAGACGACAUAAAACCAAGUCUACAGCCAUUGGAAACAUCAGGUCAACAGAUACAAGUUUCUGAUGCAGUCUCAAAUCAGCUGGGAAUCAUCCAGCAGCCGGCCCUACUCCAGCAUGUUGUCACUCCAGAUCAGCUUCUACUACUUCAACAAAUUGAUUCCAUUCAACAACAGUUACUACAACAACAGCUACAACAAGUGGCUGUUCAGUCUCUAUCCCCACAACAGAUAGAUAUACUUCAACAAAACACAUCUUCCCUACCACAAACAGCUCUAUCACAAUUUACAUCUCAACAACUUGAGAUCCUGCAACAAUUACAACCCAAUCAGAUUCAGCAACUCAUCCAUGAUCAUCAUCUCCAACAACAACAACAGCAGCAGCAACAGCAACAGCAACAAGACCAGCAACAACAUCAAAUCCAGCAGACUCCAGUUAAGAUUGAACCUCAAGUCACACAGGCACAGCAGAAUCUUCAUGAAACUGCCCAAGUUCACAUCAUGCCUCAAAUACAUGUAUCUCAAGCGCAACUGUUAGAGGCUAAUCAGCAACAACAGUACCAGUUUGAUCCACAAACUUCAGAUCAACUACAGCAACUAGCUGAACAUAUGAAAGCCUCCAUGGAAUCUGGAGCCAGAAAUCCAGUAACCCUGCGUAACCAAUUAGAACAGUCUUUACACUCACAGGGCUCCUUCCCUCCCCCUUUAGACCUGGUACAACAGGGAGUACAGGGUAUUGAUGCUACCAGACAAGGUGCUCAACCACAGACAUCUGGAGGUGAACUGGAAAAUAUAGAACUAAAUCAACUAUCUCAACAUCUCCUGCACAUACAGUCCGAACCAUUACCUAUGACUCCAUCUUCCCUUGGGCUACAAUUUGAUCAAAGACAACAAGAAUCAUCCGUAUCACAGAACAUUGCGCCAUCAUCAGUUUCUUAUAUUUCUGCCAGUGACAUUCAAAUUCCUCAAUCUACUCAGAGUCAGGAUAUGCUGGUAGCUCAUUUCUUAGGCAAUCUACCAGAUGUGAUUCAGCUUUCCUCUCAAGCCAACCAAAUUGCUGAUCAAUCUUCUCAAGAAAACAAACUUUCAAAUAUUCAGCCAACCAUUCAUAGUAUACCAUCUUCACAGUCAUCAUCUCAGAGCACUAUUGAUAAUAUUAGAAGAGAGUUGAUGGCGUCACGUCCAAAACCGGUGCAUCGAGUUAUAAGUCCGAGUUAUAGUUCCUCCAGUACCGGUGAUACAUCUUUAUCUCAGAACUUUAAACCCAUUACAAGUUCUCAAUCCGAGUGUAGAAGACGGUUAUCAAUGGACAGUCAGAGAACCAGUUCUCCUCAGCUUACACAUAAUAGUUUAACAAUGUUAUUGACUAAAACCGACACGUUUGCAAAACCGAAAACUGACUUUUCUUCUCCUAGUGGUAGGGUUAGAAUGCGAAGUAAAUCAGGUGAUGAUCAUAUUAGAUCUAAAUUAAUGAGAUCAAAAAGUGUUGAUCAAAGCUUAAUGAGACCUCGUAGUAGAACAGAAGAUUCAUUGUUCCGAGCCCGAAGACAAGAAGAAACCUUGAUCGGAAGAUCUAAAAGUCAGAGUGAAGAUGUGUUCUCUAAAUCGGAUGGAGCAGGCGUUUUUAGAAAUCCUGGCUUACUUACCAGCCCAAUCAAAUUUAAACGUAAACAUCGUCCAGCACCGUUGUUCAUACCACCUCAUCUGAACAGUUUUCAGAGCCGUCUUCGUUCACCUAGGUUGUGGGAUGGAGGAGAUAUGAAUAGGCUUGGACCUGGCCAUACACCUCCACCAUACACCCCUCCUCCUAUGUUGAGUCCAGUGAGAAGAAGUUCAGGUUUAUUUUGUUCCAUUCACAGUAACCGCCCAUUUUCACCAAGAUCAGCACCAAUUACACCUAGACUGCAAAUUCGUAGAAGUAGUCUAGGUUUAAAACCAGAGGUUGUAGAAGAAGAAGUAGAUGAAGCUGAACCAGAAGAAGAAACCCCACCACCAGAAACAGAUAUUCAGCCACAUGUAAAUGUAGGACCCCAGUUUCAAGCCUUGUUGCCUGCUUUUAAUCCAAAUAAAAAAGAUGCCUUGAGGACCAUAUCAAGGGAGGAUGUCAUGUGGGAGCCCUUUGCCAUGGCAGAUAACUCUGAUGAUGAUUUGCAAUACUUUCAAGAAUUUGCCUGUUCUGCUGCUGUCAAGGGAAAUGGUAGCAAUGUAGAAUAUGCCUUACACAUACUCUAUAUGGCAAAAGGCAAUAUACAGAAAGCUAUAUUAAUGUUGAUGGAAGAACCACCUAAACUACCAAGUUAUCAUACAUUAUUGACCUAUAAUUAUCAAGAAUCAGAUGCAUGGUCAACAGAAGAAAUUGAAAGUUUUCACAAGGCUUUACAUAAAUUUGACAAAGAUUUCUUCACUGUUUCUAAAACGGUUGAAACAAAGAAUGUAAAACAAUGUGUACAGUUUUAUUAUCUAUGGAAGAAAGUUUGUCCUGAAGAUUAUAGAAGACUGAGAAUUCUACGUCGUAAACGUGAACAAGAAGAUCUAUACAAUUUACGAUCUCGUCAACAAGAAAAUCCCGCUCCCCCUCCACCUGCUGUUGCCCCUUCCAUUCCUGUAACAGUUGAAUCAGAAACAGAAAGCAGUGCUUCAGAUAAAACUGAAGAACAAAUGGAAGUAGGUAAAAAUGUUGAAAUGGUUGUUGAUAAUAAUACUAGUAAUUGUAUUAUAAGUAAUAGUGAUGUUAAUGUUAGUGGUAAUAUACCUAUAUUGACUGUACCAUCACCAACAUCAUCACCAGCUUUUACAUGUGAUCAUCCUGGUUGUCAUGCUGCAUUUACUUCAAAACAGGCGUUAAGUGGUCAUCGUAGAAUGCAUAGUACAAGUGUUUGGAAGGGUCACUCUGAUGAUGCACCAAAACCUAAACCUGCUAAACCACGUCAACCUCGAACAAAUAAACCACGAUCAUCAACUAGUACCAAGGCAUUGCCUGUUUAUAAUGAAAAGGGAGAGGAAAUAUUCCCUUGUAAAUUAUGUGACAGGAUUUUCAGUAAAGUUAAAAGCAGAAGUGCUCAUAUGAAAAGCCACAAAAUGGCGGAAAAUGAACGCACCAAAUCAAAACCAGUUGAAAUGAUGAAAAUUCCAUUGGAAGACAACAAUGUGUAUCAGUGAUUAUAAGCUAUGUUUAAACUAUAUGUUUGUGAAGAAAAAAAGCCGUUCAGGAACUGGUUAUUGGUGUAGAAGGCUUUAUCAUAUUGUUUUCAAAAAAACGCUUCAGUGAACCACAUUUUAAUGGGCUCAAAACUAUGAAAUAGUGUGUUCUUCUUUGACAGACUUAGGGCAAAGAUGUUCCCAUGGCAACUAUUGUGCGAUAUAUAAUAUUUAGUGUAAACUUCAUGAAGGCAGCUAUUCAUAUAGAGAAAUACAAUUAAGGAGAAUAACUGGUUUCUCCAUUUAUAAGCCAAUGAAAUCAUUUAUUGAGAUUUACUGCCAUCUCAAAUUCUAUCAUCCAUUGUUAUAAAUUCAUUCAUCAUUUCAUCCCAUUUCACCUAGUUAAAAACUUGAGAUAAACUAUUGAUUAAUCAUUUAGAGAUAAAUUGUUUAUAGGAAAUCAUUCAAUUCAUCCUAAUUUUCAUUUAUAAUAUAAACUAAAACUAACUUGGUAUAAACCACCAUUACUCAUUGAAAUUCAUAUAGUACAUACUUAAUACCAAACGGUAUUUUUCUUCACAGAUUUACAAUGUUUGUUACAAUGAUUGUAUUUUUUAUGAGACCUUCAUAUGGAUCUUUAAGGUUGAAAGAAACCCUUUUAUAACCAAAUUGUUUAUACAUUAAGGAGGGCAGACCCUAUCUAAUUUUCUCUAUUAAUGAUGUCAUUGUUUAUAUUCCAUGUAUGAUACAAUAAUUUAAUGUAAAUGUUCAUUUAAUGAGGAAAUUUAUACUAAGGUUACAAUUGUUGGUCAAAAUGAUAAAUUUGAAAAUACUUUUAUUUCUACCAAACUUACAGGGAUAUUGCUAGAUAUUUACAACUGUUGAAAUACAGUAUUUGGGAGUUUUUUAGUCCUCAUUCUGAAGGAAAUGAAAUCUUGUGGACAAUUUGUCCAUUUUUGUCAGUACCAGUGUCUGGCUAACAAGUUUAAGGUUAGGCCCAAUUAUCCAGGCAAUAUUUUUAUUCAAACACGGCUGGUGUAGUUAACGUCAAAGUUACAUGUAAUUCUUUUGAAACCAAAUUUAUAGGGCUAGAAUAUAAUAAAUAUUAUUACAUUCUAUCGUAGAGCCUAAAAUCAAUAAACAUCUCAAGGUCACGGAAUUGGGCAAUGCCCCUUUAAAAAAAUUUUACUUGCUUUGCUGUUUUAUUUUUAUCCUCAUAUUUCAGAUGUUUAAAACAAGAACCUACAAUUUGAUAUCUGAUCAGAAAUAGUUUGAUAUUAUGUGUUGAAAGCUUAUUUCAAGAAUAGAUUUUUUCCUGUAACAUUAGUAUUACAGAUGGUUGUUUUGAAAAGAUUAGGCUUGUGCUGAUGUUAGAAUUAUUCAUUUUGUUAGUCUUAAAAUAACCAAAGUAUUGUUUAGAUGAGACUUUUAACUUCCUUCCUUCCUGUGUUUGUUUAAUUAAAAUUUGAAUUACUAUUGACACUAUAAACAGAAAUGAACGAGCAUAUUAUAUUCCUCUACAGGACCUGCUGAAAAUCAUGCACUAACAAAAAUUUUUAACUUAUACAAUCAAUGUAUGCUUUGUUAUAUAUCCACAGUCAAAAAUUUUAAUCUUACAUUUAGCUAUAACUUUCAAUAAAUUAUUAAAGUUUAAGACACAACAUUCCAGAAUGUAAAGAAAAUAUAGACGUACAGUCCAUACACACGAAAAAUUAGUCAUAAAGCAUAUUGGUCCAGAAAUGAUUAAAAUCCAUGGAUCCUGAAAAGUUACAGCCAUCCCAUUUAUAUUGUCUUAGAACUUGAGUCAGCUAUUACUGAAUAAAAAGAAUUUCUAUCCAUGAACAUCAGUGUCAAGGUGAUAUCUAACUUAGGUUAUUUGAUUUUAUUGACUAUAUUUCUAUCUGAAGAACACCUUUCACCACUCUUUAUUAGUUAAAUUUAAAUGGGGAUAUUGACCAUUAAGUUUCUGGCCCAUUGGAACGUUUAAGUAUGAUUCAAGUUAAUUUUUUGAUGAUUUUGUUUUUGAUUGAUGUAUUAAAUAUUACAGAAGUUUUAACUAGUGGCACUGUAAGAUGUUUUAUUAUAUACCAGUGAGGAAAAGACAUGCAAUUAGUAUUUUUUAUUACCGGUUCUACUGUUUGUAAAGAUUUAUUUGUUAUAGAUGUACCAGAGUUAGAGAAAUAUACCAAAAUAUACAGGGCUGAAGAUUAUUGUAUGGAGCUUUCAAAAAAAAAAGUCUAUUUUGAAAUUUUAUCCCAAUCUUUUUCAUGUCUCCAUGCUUUGCUUGCUUAGCAUUUAUUCAUGAACAGUGGUGUCUGCAGGAUUUCCAUAACAAGGAAUUGAUUUUAAAUUGGGUGCUGUCAAUUAUUGGGUGUGUCUGGUUAAAGAAAUUAAUUAGUUAAUUAGUUUUUUUGACAACGUAAGGAAAGGGAUGAAGAGCAUGGCCAAAUGGCCUUCCACCUCAAUACGCCACUGUUCAUUGAUAGAAUGCAAGUAUGCAAAUUGUUCAGAAAAUUGAGUACAAUGAUAUGUAUAAUAUUAAUGUAUAUUCUGUAAAUUAUGGUAAUCUUGAAUUGUUCACAUAUGUAGUUUAUAUUUUGUGCUGAUUUAUACUUUGAAAACAAUCUUAGUGCCUCUGAUAUUCGAAUUUUCUUGAACUACUUUGUGUACGUCUUAUUAUUUGCAUGUGUAGAAUCUAUACGAAAUCAUGGUUAAUUAAGAGGAACCUGUUUUCGUCCCUUGUGCCAAUCUUAUCUAUGUAUCUUAUUAUUAUAUUACAGUAUAUCAGAUUUUAAGCAGUCUUGCAUUUUUUUCUUUUUUUAAAUUUCUUAUACGAAUUGUAUAUAUUUUUAAAAAUGAUUUUUUUUAACUAGUACUACCUUAAUGUUAUAGAAGUUUGAUUUUUAAAAAUGUAAACCUUUUAUGCAUAAUUAUUGCUUUUAGCUGCUUUAUCUGUUGUGGUUUGAGAAAAGGAUUGAUAGUACUGAUAGGUUUUUAAAGAUGACAAACUACAAGUUUUAGAAUAUAUUUAUUUAGAGUAAGCUAUGUUCUUUUACUCAAACUAUGUACUGUACAUAUACAUUCAUUAUGUAUACUUCUUUCAUCUUAUCAUUGUUAGUAGACAACACAUGCAUUUAAUUUUGCACACAAAUACCUCUUCCUUUUCUCCUAGUUUUACAUAAUAGAAACAAAUCCUAUAUAUUUAUGUAGGGUGCAUGUUGCCAAAACCAUACAUUUUAAAUCACAUGCUUUCAAAUAUACAGUAAUAAAUAUCAAUUUCAAGAAAUCAAUAAAUUGUGGCUUGCUUUAGAUGAGCUAUGAUUCUAAAUUAAUGUACAUGUUGCUUAAUGGAAAACUUUCGUUAAGCGCAGAAAAAUAUUAGGAAGAUCCCAAACCCCCAAUAAUUUAUAAAUGGCAACCUGCACCAAUGUGUAUAAAUUAAAUCCUCUAGUGCUAUAUAGUAUUGGUGCUGAAUAUAAAAUUCAUAUCAAUAUUACCAUUGUUUUAUUGAAGAAAGAUAAUUGUUUAAUGAUAGUAUUUUUUAGCUAUAUUGUUGUUGUUUUGUUCACAUUUUAUAUAUAUAUAUAUAAAGAUAAUUGAGCAUAAUGAUAUUACAACGCUCACCGUUUUAGAUUUGAACUUGCUCUCAGUAAAUAAGUAGAUUCUACUAUUUUCUAAAUCAUUCUUAUGCUGUAGUUAAAUACAGUGAAUACGUUUGUAUAUUCUAAUGUUUGUUAUUUCAUUGUAAUAUUUCAUAAGUAUUUUCAUUGUAUUAUAUCAUUCAUAUCUUGUUAUUUGUUAAUACUGCUUCUGUAUGUUGUAAAUAUUACAUAUAAAUAUAUUUCAUGUGUUUCCUUGUCGAAAGGAGGCCUAUUUUCUUACAUUCUGUGUGACUAAUAUACUAAAUAUAUUUUCCUGUUAAUCACUAUUUUGUUAAUCUAGAACUCUAAGCUUGUUGAAUCAAAUGUAAAAUUGUACAAUUUCUGUGCUUUCACCCUCAACAUUUGUUAAUAACCAUUUACAUAAAUAUUUAGUAAUGCUAGGUAAAAACUUAGUCUCAUUGUAAGUUGUGGCAAUAUAGGUAGGCUAUUACAACUGUUGGCUAAUAUAUAUGAAAGAUUUACGAUAAUUAUGAAAAGUAUUUGGGUCUUUAAGGCAUGAUACAUGUCCAUUGUGUGGAAACCAGUUACUAAGAAUUGUUCAGGUUUACAGAUUCUGUAUUUUAUACAGUUUUUUUUUUAAAGUGUAAUUGUCAGAAAAGUACAGAAAAUAAAGAAAAAGGCAUCAGAGUAUUUAUAACAGUUCUUAUAAUAUUUGAAAAAUAAAUAGAGAAUACUAAAACCUA